Molecule: messenger RNA, 2488 nt
Organism: Equus quagga
Lineage: Eukaryota; Metazoa; Chordata; Mammalia; Perissodactyla; Equidae
Gene: C1H3orf18
Product: chromosome 1 C3orf18 homolog
Exons: 6
Coding region: 418-993 (191 amino acids)
Source: RefSeq, a predicted model, not a curated record
GGGGCGCUGGAACGUCGCGGACCCGCCGUGGGUCCCUGCCCUGCCUGUCCCGGCCCAAGGUGGCACAGCAGGUGCUCGCAGCUGCGGGCGGUGGGCCGUAGCGAGGCCCAGCCCGCGGAUUGGAGCAGACAGAGAGGGCGGUCCUCUGGUUGGACCCGCCACCCCUCAUCCUGGGGCCUGGGGGUUACCCCUCGCCCCGGCCUCCUGCCGGUCACCACCACCCCUAGCCUCUCCGGCUAGCUCCGCGCCCCAGAGAGGAUUAACACCCACGGAGGCAGGGAGUUCCCUUUAUCCAAGGAGGUGGCUGCCAGCAUGGGUGGUGGGGGCCACAGGCUGGAACAAUCCUGAUGUCAGAAGUGACUGGGCAGGCUGACUGACCACAAGCAGUCUCUCAGCAGGGGCCGUCUCAGAGGCAGCAUGAACUCCAGGAUUCCGUCUGCUAGGGGCUGGUUCAGCAGCCGCCCACCCACCUUGGAGCCUGCCCUGGAGCCUGCCACAGAUGGGCCAGCCUCUGAGACCACCACCCUCAGCCCAGAAGCCACCAGCUUUAAUGACACCAGAAUCCCUAAUGUGGCUGGUGGCUCGGCCGGCGUGGGCACAAUGCUUCUGUCCUUUGGGAUCAUCACAGUGAUUGGCCUGGCUGUGGCCAUGGCACCUGCCCUGGAUCAAGCCUUUGGGACCACAGGAACUAGGGAGAGAAGCUCCUGCCCUGUGGUUCUCUCAGGGAGUGGGAGACAGGUUUUGUACAUCAGGAAGAAGAAGAGGCUUGAGAAGCUACGCCACCAGCUCAUGCCCAUGUACAACUUUGACCCCACGGAGGAACAAGAUGAACUGGAGCAGGAGCUGCUGGAAUACGGGCGGGACGCUGCCUCUGUGCAGGCUGCUGCCUCCGCGCAGGCCACACAGGGCAAGACCACUCUCCCCUCUCAAGGCCCACUGCAGAGGCCCAGCCGGCUGGUGUUCACUGACGUAGCCAAUGCCAUCCAUGCAUGAGUGGCCUGGGAACAGGCCUGGACCUCUGAUGAAGAUACCUGCCACAGUGCCCACAGAGCUGCCCACUCCGUGAUUGUUAAGACCUACUCUCAGGACCUGCAGUGCCAAGGCCCCAGCUGUUCCGAGGACCCACCUGCUGACUCUCCAGGCUAUAAGAGAGGCCCUUGGCCAGGCUGGGCAUGUGGCCAGUGAUGAUCCCUGAUCUGAGGGCCCUGGCAUGGAGGGCAUCCCUUAUGUCAGGGAGGUUGAGAGUCACUGCUGGCUUCUUUGUGUCCUGCCCAGACCCCUCACAUCAGGGUCUGCUCCUCUAAUGUAGAGGAAACGUGUGGAGAAAUUUGGAAUCUAGAGCCUCCUCUGGGAUGGGGAGAGGCAACCACCCAGGUCUUGGGGACAGGGUGUGGUGGCACCCUGGGAGAGGCCCAGGGAUGGAGCUAAAACUGCCCAGUGGGCAAGGAUGCCAGGAGGAGGGCUGCUUGUACCCAAGAUCCAUCCAUAUUCCAGAGGGCCCAUGAGGUCUCCCAGCCACCCCUCCCUGGCAGCCAGCUGUUAGCUGGACCCAAGCUAGGCUGGGAGCCGAGGGGGAAGAGGGGGAACUGGUGUGGAGGGAUGCAGUGCCCAGACCUGCAGAAAGGCCUCAUGCAUGUGCAUGAAUGUGCCCACUUGCCCGUGUGGGCCUGUCCCAGCACAGGGGCCAGGAUGGAGACCCUCUGCAUUGGCUUUACCCUCCGAAUCGACCCCCACCCCAUGGUAUGUGGAGGAGCAUCAGGGUAGCCACCUUUUCUGCCUUUGAUGUUCAGGGACUGAAAGGAGAAGGACGCAAAGGCAAGGCUUCUGCUGCCCACCACAUCUCUUCUCUGGGCUCUGAAAGCCAGGGAACCUGCUUCUGAAAACGGUUCCCUGUCCUGGUGUAUAUUGGAGAUCUGGGGUUGGGGGAGAAGCUAUUGGUCUGAGGGCAGUAGUCACAGGCUGUGGGCUAGCAGAGGAUGUUCUGACUACCUGAAACGGGGUGGGGAUGACCCCUUGGGAAACAGCUAAAAAGUCUAGUCUGUUUUUUGAUCACACAGCCCACCCACCCGUUGUCUACCCACGCCACGCCCCUCAGGAAUUCUACCAGUCUAGGGGAUCUGGGAAAGACAUUGGGCCAAGCCAGACCCCAAAAGCUGGGCACUUUUUCUAUGCUGGGCAUGCAUGCGCACAUGAGCAUGCACAGAAGCAUGCCCCUAUGCCCAGCCUCACCACCUUCUCGGUCCUCCGCUGGUUGGAGGGGACACGGGGGCGGCAUGUACAAAUCUUCUGUUGGGCAAAUACCACGUGUCAGGAUGUGAGGGCCUAGGAGGCCCACAUGGGGAAGAUUCUGGAUUUAUUCCCUCCUCUAGAUGCUAUAAAUAUGUUAGCACUUGAGCCAACUGGAGGGCUGUGGGUAAUUUAGAAUGCACAGAAGCUGUAAUUUAACUCACAGCAUCUCCAUGUGAAAGCAUUAAAGAUGUAAUUAAGA